AUGAGCCUUCAGCCAGCUACACUGUCAACAAAUGCAGAUAAAUGGUUGACCUAUGAAGAGAUGGUCAGUAGAUUUAAGGAUUUGUUGAAACACAAACCUAGUGUCAAAGGCAAGAAUAAAGAUGAAGAUAAUCUUUGGGGCAAUGGUUUAGAGAAGUCUCAGCAUGGCAUCAAUGAGACGAAUGUUUCUCUAGACAUGGGAGAAGUGUCCGACUGUGGAACGCUCGAUCAGAAGAUUAACGGUAGUGUGUCAAAUGAUACCAAGGGGAACGAAGAGUCCAAUGGCAAGCCGAAAUCCGGAUCAAAGGAGGAAUUGAGUCACAAACCUAAUGACACUAAGAUACCUUUGGAAAGACAUGACAUACGAUGCUUCGGUCCGCACCAGUUUGGCAAACACAAAGACAUUUACCGCAUCUCACAACAGAACUAA
Fusarium mangiferae is the source of this 429-nucleotide messenger RNA. RefSeq lists its product as uncharacterized. The coding region runs from base 1 to 429 and encodes 142 amino acids. Lineage: Eukaryota; Fungi; Ascomycota; Sordariomycetes; Hypocreales; Nectriaceae. The transcript has 2 exons. The record is from RefSeq and is a predicted model, not a curated record.